This is a messenger RNA of Cylindrotheca closterium, 2439 nucleotides long. NCBI's taxonomy places the organism in Eukaryota, Bacillariophyta, Bacillariophyceae, Bacillariales, Bacillariaceae. The record is from the annotation of a GenBank genome assembly.
AUGAGAAUCUUUGUUUUUCUCGCCGCAUUGGCGGUACUACCAAGUGUUUAUGCGGGCAGUGCUUCUGUCCGGGAGAGUCGAAAGAUGACGCUUGAAUUUAUGGCUGCAAUGCAUUCAAACCCAAAAAUUGCUCAAGGAAGUAAAAUGGGCCGCCGCCGGCUGCAUAUUGAAGAAAGGCAGCGCAAACUUCGAGAAAGCAUCAUGAAGAAGGCACGUAAGCUUUCCAAUAAUCAAGGGGGGUAUCAGCAGUCUCAGCAGUCUCAGCAGCAGAAUGGGGGACAAUCUUACGGAUGGCAAAGUGAAUAUCAAUAUCAGAAUGAUUACAAGUACGGAGGAGAUUACAACUACAAUAACGUGCAAAUGAACGACGGGGGAAGCUACAGCAAUGGACAAUGGAACGGUCAAGGGGUUAAUGGAAAGUAUCUCAACAACAAGGGAUAUGAUAGCAGCAACUACGAAGGAGCAGAUGGAAAUUGGGGCGGAAACUGGGCGUCUGAGUACAAUGGCGAUUUCGACAUGAGUUCCAGAUCCUUCAAGUAUGCUGGAUGUGCAUCAAUUAAGAGUUUUGACGAAUAUUAUGCAAUGCAGAGUACAACACUUGAUCCUUUCAAGACGCAGACCUAUGUCACCUUCCGAUUAUGUCCAGCUGACAGCUGCAACAAGUACUCCCUUAUGGGUUGCUCCAAGAACUACGGAGAGUACGUCGUAGAAAUGGAGUCUUAUCUGGAAUCAAUCAUGGAAUACUAUUCGCAGCGCUAUGAAGAAUAUUGUGAGUAUUGUUUGACAUGUGACAGCGAAGUACAGCUCGAAGCGACUGAAGUUCUACAACAGUGCUAUUUCGAGAAAACAAUGGAGUCCAUGAGCCAGAACAGUAACAGUCAGAGCUCCUAUGCGAACAGCAAUUCAAACAGCAAGAACAACUACGAUACGGUUUAUAAUAAUGGAAACGGCUUGCAGAGUAGCAGCUACCAAACCUCCGAUGGAAACAGAAAGUUGUACUAUGACUACAACAGUGCCAAUGGAGGUCAAUCUGACAACAGUGCUGGUACGACUUACUCCAAGUCCAUGUACGAUGGAAAUGGGUACUGGUCUAAUGGAGAGUUUACUGAAGGAUACUGGAAGGAUGGACUGUUCUAUCAAUAUGAUGAAGAAAUUGAGUCUGCCAUUAAAAAUUGCAAAAAGAACCAAUACGAAGGAAAUUAUCAGGACUACGAUUGUUCGCACUUGAAUGAUUGUGAUGAGCAAAACCAAAUGGAUUACCCACCUUGCGAUAGCGAUGUGUGUGGUGAUUACUACAAGUACUGUACUGAGCUACAUGGUAACGUCAAGAAUCAAACAACGUCCGCCAACACAGACUUUAUGAGCUGUACUCCAUUCGAGAGUUUCUCCUUUGUCAAGGAGAAGAACGUCCAGACAGUUCAAAACGGUGACGAAGAAUAUGUCAAAUACAAGUACAAGCGUUACCAAUAUUAUGACGAAGAACAACAAGGUGUCAUGUUUUACAUUGGACCCCACUGUUCCGACGAUCACUACCAUUUGACACUUGGAGUUUUCUCUGAUGAGAACUGCGCCGACUACAUUGGUGAUCAGGUGUCCGUUUCCAAAGUGCUCGGCUUUGAUUUUGACGAUACAAAUGUAUUUCAGCUUCCAGAGGAAUGUCUUUCUUGCGAUGGUAUGACAGAAGCCUCAGGAUAUAGUGGAAACAACCAGGGAGCUGAUAAGUAUAACGACGACAACUUUGCAAGCAAGCAAUCGGGUUACUACAAGAGCUAUAACGCUGAUGGCUCGGCGAGCUAUCAAUACAGCGAUGAAUACCAGCAAUACAACCAACAAUACGGUGACGGUAAUGACGACCAGUUCAGCGGCUAUGGCGGAAACCAGAAAGCCUAUGGAUCCAAUGCGAAUUACUACUCCACAUACGUUCAGGCCCCUGACACUGAUGAAGAUGGAAUUGUAGCCAUGUGUUCCACGCUCUACAGUGCUAGUGCGCAAUGUAACAAAAACUUAAAGAGUUAUUCGACAUACUCUCAGUACAUGACUCGAUAUGAACUUGAUAUCGAAGCCAGAUACUGCACAUUUAUCAAUAACAUCAAUUCAGGAACAUUUGACAGCGAAGGCCACAUCAUCACUGAUGGCAAUAUCUUCAAUGCCAAGACUUGGAGGAGGCAAAAGUAUGGAUCUCGAAUGACAGUAGGACAAGGAGUUCUCCUUACAUUCAGCGUACUAGUAUGUGCAUCGUUGGCCACGGUCAUUGUCUACUUCCACAAGCUGAUUCGAACCAGACGGGAAUCCCCUUGGAGACCACAAAAAGAGAUUAAUCUCGAAGGCAUGACUAUCGUUGGACCCCCCAUCGGAGCACAAUUGGGUGGCUCGCCCAGAUCGUAUGGAGCAGACAAUGCCUCUCCGUACGCAGCAGGCAAUGCCCCUCUCAUAUACUAG